Dermochelys coriacea (leatherback sea turtle) is the source of this 2709-nucleotide messenger RNA. It is a transcript of the gene MEF2D, whose product is annotated as myocyte enhancer factor 2D. Gene Ontology annotation, biological process: cell differentiation; positive regulation of transcription by RNA polymerase II. The record is from RefSeq and is a predicted model, not a curated record. Gene Ontology annotation, molecular function: protein dimerization activity; DNA-binding transcription factor activity, RNA polymerase II-specific; histone deacetylase binding. The transcript has 12 exons. Lineage: Eukaryota; Metazoa; Chordata; Testudines; Dermochelyidae. The coding region runs from base 705 to 2225 and encodes 506 amino acids.
GGGGGGAGAGGCGGGAGCUGGGUGGCUCAGUCCUCCCUCCCCGGGCUGUGCGUAGGGCUUGGCCAUUGGUAGUGGGGAGCCGUCUGGCCUCCCGGCAUGCUAGGCUGCGCUGGCUGGUGGUUACGUUGUGUCUUUCCCCCAGUGGGUUGGAAGUAGUUACCUUUGUAGCCAAAAAGGAGGAAGGAAGGGAUCGACACACACACAGACACACACACACAGACGCAACCAAAGGAGGAAGUUCAUUGAGACACUGAGAUUGCUCCUGGUUGCCUGGGCUCGCCUCUGAAUUGUGACUGCGGUGUUGUUGUUGUUGCUUCUUUGAAGCCUCCUCUUCUCCCACAACACCCCGGUCCCGGGCUCCUGGCAGCGACUUUUUGGGGGGAAGGCAGCGCGGGAGCGGACGCUGGAGGUUUGAUUGACAGGCAAUGGCUACAAAUUGCCGACUGGAAUGAGCUGAAGAUGCAGCCAUCUGACUAACAGGUUUUCGAGCAGCCCCUGGAGGCCCAAAGCACCUGGAAUUAACCAGACGGCAGCAUAACAUGAACUGAGAAAAAAGCAACCUGGAUUUUUGUUUUUUUGGUUUUGGUUUUAAAAACUUUUACAUAACAAAAAAUUAUUUCAUGAAAACGUUUUAAAACAGGGUUAUUUUUCCCCUUCCCCCGAACAAGAAAGUCGUCCCCAUACGGUGAGGAUUUCCCGAGAAGAUGGGGAGAAAAAAGAUCCAGAUCCAGCGGAUCACGGAUGAGCGAAAUCGACAGGUGACCUUCACCAAGCGGAAGUUUGGUUUGAUGAAGAAAGCCUACGAGCUGAGCGUCCUGUGCGACUGUGAGAUCGCCCUGAUCAUCUUCAACCACUCAAACAAGCUGUUCCAGUAUGCCAGCACGGACAUGGACAAGGUGCUGCUCAAGUACACCGAGUACAACGAGCCACACGAGAGCCGGACCAAUGCAGACAUAAUCGAGACGUUAAGAAAGAAAGGUUUUAACGGUUGCGACAGCCCAGAACCCGACGGAGAUGACUCCAUUGACCAGAGCCCCCUGAUGGAGGAUAAAUACCGCAAAGCCAGCGAGGAUCUGGAUAUCCUCUUCAAACGAUACGGUUCUGCAGUGCCCGCUCCGAACUUCGCCAUGCCAGUGACGGUUCCGGUGACCAAUCAAAACACGUUACAGUUCAGCAACCCUGGGGGCUCCUUGGUGACCCAGUCACUGGUGACCUCUUCGUUGACGGAUCCAAGACUCCUCUCACCACAGCAGCCGGCCCUGCAGAGAAACACCGUGUCGCCAGGUUUGCCGCAGAGGCCAGCCAGUGCGGGGGCGAUGCUCGGGGGAGACUUGAAUAACACCAAUGGAGCUUGCCCAAGCCCAGUUGGAAACGGGUAUGUCAGUGCCAGAGCCUCGCCGGGUCUCCUCCCGGUCUCAAAUGGCAACACCAUGGGCAAGAUCAUCCCAGCAAAGUCACCACCGCCACCCUCCCACGGCACGCAGCUCGCUGCCAACAGCCGCAAGCCGGACUUACGCGUGAUCACCUCGCAGGGUGCAAAGGGUUUGAUGCACCAUUUGACGGAGGACCACUUGGAUCUGCAGAAUGCACAGAGGUUAGGAGUCUCUCAAGCAACUCAUUCUUUAACCACGCCAGUCGUUUCGGUGGCCACUCCAAGUUUGUUGACCCAGGGCCUGCCUUUCUCUGCCAUGCCCACAGCAUACAACACAGAUUAUCAGCUGACCAGUGCAGAGUUAUCCUCACUCCCGGCAUUCAGCUCACCCAGCGGGUUGUCGCUUGGCAACAUCUCUGCCUGGCAACAACAACAUCAGCAGCAGCAGCAGCAGCAACAACAACAACAGCAGCAACAACAACCGCAGCAGCAACAUCUUGUUCCUGUAUCACUAAGCAACUUAAUACAAGGGGGUCACUUAUCUCAUACCACCACGUUGACUGUCAACACCAACCCCAACAUCAGCAUCAAGUCGGAGCCUGUCUCGCCCAACCGGGAACGUAACACUGCCACGCCGCUCAGCUCCUUCCCGCACCAGAGCCGGCAUGAGCCGACGGGGCGUUCUCCCGUCGACAGCCUCAGCAGCAACGCCAGCUCCUAUGAAGGCAACGAGCGGGAUGACCCCGCCAGAGCCGAUUUUGGCUCGUCCCUCGGCCUCCUGAGACCCACGACCGAGGCCGAGGGAGAGAGCCCGUCCGUAAAGCGCGUGCGGCUGGACACCUGGGUAACAUAACCAGUCCCAACUCUCUUGGAGCUACUUUCUGCUCAUGUCCAGGUGGGGGUGGGCAGAUGUGUGUGUUGGGGGGGCUGGGGUGGGGGUGGGAUUGUUACCAGUGGCAGGGUUGGGAGGGGGAAAAGGGAGGGCCGGGGUGGAGCUAACUGGGUUUGGGGUGGGGGUGGGGACAUAUUAUAAACUGCCUGAGAAAUAGCUUUAGGAUUUUGUAGGCAUUCAUUCUAGCGCAGCAGACAAUGUUUGCAAGGCACUCCAUGGCUGAGAGCAGCUUAGAAUCAAGAAUAAAGGAGGGUGGGGGGGAAGGAACGUGUCACCAAAAAAAAAAUCAAUCACUUAUCCCAGCGAGCAAGUGUCGGGCGUGCGUGCUAGGUUGUUGUCGAUAAAAUUCACCCACUGGCGAUUGGAAGUCGGGGAGGGCUUGAGAUGCGUGCCCAGUUUGUAAGGUCGGACCUAAUUCUGAGAGAAGAGUGCCUUUGAUGAGAAG